Angiostrongylus costaricensis is the source of this 1592-nucleotide messenger RNA. The record is from the annotation of a GenBank genome assembly. Lineage: Eukaryota; Metazoa; Nematoda; Chromadorea; Rhabditida; Metastrongylidae.
GAUCGCUUUCAUCUCGACGAUUCAGAAUGAGGGUUUUACUACUCGCAUAUGUUGCUGUCUUCGUCAACAGCGAAAAAAGCUUUGAAGAAAAAUUGAAAGAAGGAAAUCAGUUGCUCAAAAAUAGCCCAAAUGCGGAUGAUACGAUGGAGUUUCUCCAGAAAAUACACAGCAUGGAAAAACAAAUGAAAGAGGAAUACUCUGCAAAGCCUAACGCCGAAGAACUGAAAGCGAUAGAAGAAUACGCAAAAAUCGAGCCAUCUGACAUGGGUGUUUCUAUCGCAAGUGUCAAUAGGGACAGCAAAGUUGGAAACGCACUUUUCCAAGGAGACAUCAUUCUAACGAAACAGCAAGCCGAUGAGAUUUUGGAAGACAUCAGUGAGAAUAAAGGCAAUCGUAAAAAACGACAAGCAUAUCGUGACGGAAACUAUCCUAAAACUCUAUGGUCUCAAGGAAUAAAUUACGUAUUUUGGAAUGCAACUCAGUCGGCAAGGCGAGUGUUCAGAAAAGCUGCUGUAAUAUGGAGUGAGAAUACCUGCCUUAAUUUCAAGGAGGAUAACUCAGGUAAGCAAAGCAAGCAUCGGAGAUUGUUCAAUUGUUCAGAGUUUAACGAGCGCUUAGAAGUCAAAUUUCUAGCUAAGGAUAAAGUAUACGUUAUACACGGUGCAGGAUGUUGGUCACAUGUCGGAAGAAUCGGUGGAUCUCAGAUUCUCUCAUUAGGCGACCGAUGCGACCACAUUGGAUUGGGCUUGCACGAACUCGGCCACACCAUAGGUCUCUUCCACACGCAGUCGCGACAUGAUCGUGACGACUUCAUCACACUGCAUUUCGAGAACCUCAUUGACGGCUGGGAGGAUCAGUUCACUAAGGAAUCUGAGCGUACCAACCAUAAUUACAACAUCACCUACGACUAUGGAACUGUAAUGCAUUACGGAGCAACUGCGUUGCCACCUGGAUGUGGUAAGAAGUUGACAGCAACAAACGAGUACCAAGAAUUGUGGGACGUCGUGGGACAGAAGAAUUAUGACCGUUAUUCUGCUAACGAUGAAUUUUACUUUUGCAACUACUGGAUCGAGGGACCUGCUGGUUCAACGAUUGAAGUGAUCUUUCAAAAUUACACCGAAAACUUGGCCUACGACGGAUGUGUAUGGGCAGGUGUAGAGAUUAAAACCUUAGCAGAUCAGCGUCUUACUGGCUAUAGAUCACAUUUGCCUAGAUUCUGCUCUCCGGAUUAUGGUGGAACUUCCCUGAUCUCUACCCGCAACGUGGUUCCUGUAAUUACUUUCAGCAGACUCUACGAAGUCACAUCACUACUGCGCUAUCGCAUCGCUUCCUCUGGCCCAGCAACGUCUAAAACAACACCUGAACCAACGUCUGGGCAGACACGUCGACCCACAUCUCAGCAAACACUUUUGCCAUCGUCUCAGUCAACACCUCAAACAUCAUCAGAGGGAACACCUGGUCCAACCAGUAAGCCGAAGAAGCUCUGCUAUGAACGUAAACUGUGCCAAAUACUAGUCAAGUUGGGCCUUUGUGAUUCUUCUUUAUACACUGUGGAACUCAAGCAACAAGUCUGCCCGAACUCCUGUGCAUAA